AUGCCGAAGAAAAGAAACCACAUCAAGUCCUUCAAGCCAAUCUCAACGGCCUCUCCGUCUUCUUCAACGUCGAAUAAUACCUCUGAGUCUCACAAGUGGUGCGCAGCAGACAAGCCCUCCCGAAGCGUCAAUGAGUUACUAGCAAACCUGCGUCGUACCUCGAUUAGCCCCUCCGCCGCCUCCCAGUCAGCCCUGCCCGCGACUGCUCCAAGCGUACCCCCGUCCAUCAGAGAGAUUCUCCAGAUCCCAGACACACCAGCCCCCGCUCCUCGUCGUCAAGUCCGUCAGAGAUUCGAUGGCAGUGGCAGGAGACUCCCUGCUGGCCCUCCUCCACCGAGGAGCUGGGUCUCCCGCCAAUUUACGGAUGCCACAACUGAGGCCUCCUCCUCGAGCCAGUCGCGGUUGAGUGCGAGAGGACUGGAAGACACUUGUUUGCCGGGAACUUAUCUUCCUGCCCGUGGAAGUCUGAUAGACAUCGUCCUGCAGAAGCUUGCAUACGACUGGGCUUUCCACCGUGUGUACAAUCAGUACCAUUUGUACUUUGUGCCUAACCAUUUGAAGGCAGCCUUGAUCCGCUAUGUUGGAAUAACCAGCGAAGAUGGGCUCUCUUUGAGUGAUCUUAAACUUAUUCUGUUGCCACCACCAGAUACCUUUGGCGAGGAUGAGUUAGAUAGGUUAACGGCUUCGAACUUUGAAGUCAACUACCUCGAUCUUUCGGGCUCCGCAUGCCGGUCAAUCAGACUCAAAGACGUCAGUGACUUACUGUUCCCCGCCAGGGAACAGGAAACCGCGGAAGAACUGCAGGAAUCUUGGGAUGUAUCCGAGGCUAUUCCAAGCCCUCCACGAUCUUUGCUGCCCAACCUCACCCACCUCUCGCUUGCCUUGCACCCUCAAAAUAGUUCAUCAGCAUCAUGGAAGCAUCUCCUUGCUCUGUCUUCCAAACUUACGACACUCACACACCUGAGUCUGGCCUUCUGGCCCGACCCAUGCUUGACACCACGAUCUCGCCUGGCCACCGUCUCCUCCCCGCAGGGACAUCGUAUUCCUUACGGCGGGACGAAUCUAUAUUCACAUGCGAUUGACCAUGAUUGGAGUGAGGCACUACUAGUCUUGCGCACAUUAAGUAAGAACCUGUAUGCGCUUGAGUUUCUUGACCUCACUGGCUGCUGUUCUUGGUUCCAUGCACUGAUGGCUGAAACCGGUCAUGACUUUGUCAACUGGGCUGAUCACUGGGGCAAGAUCACUGAACUACGUCUCCUUACAGGGUGGACACCUGGACCCGACGCGCUGCCGUCUGAGAGAGAGAAGUACAUUGAAGCUGUUCAAACAGCGAGACUUGUUGAGAAACACAUUCGAACGAUGAGAGCAGGCAAAGGCAGGUUUAUUGUUGUAGAGCGCGACAGUUUAGACAACUUAUAG
Messenger RNA from Fusarium coffeatum, 1419 nucleotides. RefSeq lists its product as uncharacterized. The record is from RefSeq and is a predicted model, not a curated record. NCBI's taxonomy places the organism in Eukaryota, Fungi, Ascomycota, Sordariomycetes, Hypocreales, Nectriaceae. The coding region runs from base 1 to 1419 and encodes 472 amino acids. The transcript has 2 exons.